UCAAAGCUCUGGUCGUAGAAAGAACGUCUGCGCACUGAGACUCUCGGAUCCAAGUUUGGAGCUUUUAGCUGCCAGCCCUGGCCCAUCAUGUAGGUGCAGCAGAGCCUUCCUUACCAUUGCAAUAGAGAAACCCACUUUGCAAUCUGUUUUUCAAGGUGUGCAAUUGCAGUUCUUUCCUCUGCAAGGAGCUCUGUUGUAGGGAGUCAGAAAAACUCCAGUUGCAUGAAGAUUGAGCGGUUGCAGUUUGCAUCUUUGUUGCAAACUAGCUACUGAAGAGAGAAGGCAAAGUCUUUUGUGCUCCCCUCCCCCAUCAAAGCAGAGGGGAAAAUGUCUCAGCAAAGAGGGAGGAAGAAAAAUCCAGGGUUGAAAAUUCCUAAAGAAGCAUUUGAACAACCACAGACAAGCUCUACGCCACCUAGAGAUUUGGAUUCCAAAGCUUGCAUCAAUAUUGGUGACAAGAACUUUGAAGUAAAGGCUGAUGACCUGGAACCAAUAUCAGAACUUGGACGUGGUGCAUAUGGGGUGGUAGAGAAGAUGCGGCACGUGCCCAGUGGGCAGAUUAUGGCAGUAAAGCGAAUCCGGGCAACUGUGAACAGCCAGGAGCAGAAGAGACUGCUGAUGGACCUAGACAUUUCCAUGAGGACAGUAGACUGUCACUUCACUGUCACAUUCUACGGUGCAUUGUUUCGAGAGGGAGAUGUGUGGAUCUGUAUGGAACUGAUGGAUACAUCACUGGAUAAAUUCUACAAACAAGUAUUAGACGAAGGCUUAACAAUUCCUGAAGACAUCCUAGGAAAAAUAGCUGUCUCAAUUGUAAAAGCACUAGAACAUCUACAUAGUAAGCUCUCAGUAAUUCACCGAGAUGUAAAACCAUCCAAUGUACUGAUCAAUACACUGGGACAGGUGAAAAUGUGUGACUUUGGAAUUAGUGGUUACCUUGUUGACUCCGUGGCUAAAACAAUGGAUGCUGGCUGCAAACCUUACAUGGCACCUGAAAGAAUCAAUCCAGAAUUUAACCAAAAGGGAUACAGCGUCAAAUCUGAUAUUUGGAGCCUGGGAAUUACAAUGACUGAGCUGGCAAUCUUGCGGUUUCCAUAUGAUUCUUGGGGGACGCCAUUUCAGCAGCUCAAACAGGUGGUAGAGGAGCCAUCGCCACAGCUCCCAGCAGAAAAGUUCUCAUCAGAGUUUGUUGAUUUUACCUCACAGUGCUUAAAGAAGAAUUCUGAAGAAAGGCCAACAUACCCUGAGCUAAUGCAACACCCUUUCUUCACCUUACACGAAUCCAAAGAGACAGAUGUGGCUUCUUUUGUCAAACUUAUCCUGGGAAACUGAGAAAUGGACUUAUACACGAAUGAUUUUACCCUUCUGGGACUGGUGUGUUUGGGAGGAGGGCAUGCGGCAGGGAAGUCCUGGAGAAGAACCUGCCUCUGACCCGUUUCUUUCUUUCUUUUUUGUAAGAUCCUUAAAUUUUUUAAAGGUUCUUUGGUAUCCAUAGUGACAUAGAACGAACUGGUUAGUGAAAUGAAUUUUAAUAAGGUUGUCAACCUUAAAGCAAAAUUAAAAAGAGUGAUUUAAGUAUUUAAAUGACUGUCAAGAAUUCUCUAACCCUAUUCUCAGCCUCCCCUUUUUCUGUUUCUUAUCAAACCAGAAUUGCUUUUGUUUAUAGUAAUAGGUGCUAUGGUAGUUAUGAAGUUCUAUAUAGAGUUAUAUUUUGUCCCUACCAUUAUUUUAAUAUUUAUGUUAAGAGCUUGAUUUGAAUAGAAUCUUUGUUUUUAUUUUUAUUUGGGAGUUCAGUGAUGGGUGAUAUGGAAGGCUCCAGCAGCUGAAGCUACAAAAGAUUAGUAUUUAUUGGGCUUUGCUGGGAAAGAGGAGGACCAUAUGGAAUGGGGAACUAUUUAAAUUCGAGAAAAACAAGACUUAUGUUUAGAUGGCCCAACCCAGUUUAGGAGAUCUGCAUCCUCCUUUGGGAGAUCUAAGGAGGAGGAUUUGUUAUUGAAAGACAUCCAAGGAUCCAGAAGCCUGCUGUUUGUGAUGUUAUUGGUGUCUUAUUAUCCUAUUGUUUUGGUUUAUACCUGCAGUCUUCAUUGAAUAAUGAUAUGCUCAAAGAGGUGGUGGUGGAAAUAAUCUUCAUUCCCUGGGGGAUCUGGGAUUAAUACAGAAAGGAAACAUAUAUGCAUUUUUAAAAGAUACAUGGAAACUCAAAAGCCGUGCUAGCCUUUUGGUGGUUAGCUAAGCAAUAGUGAGCCAUAAUCUGUAACCUCCAAUUUAGCAAGUGGCCUUGUGGAUAAUGGUUAGUUCAUUGUGCUUGACUGGAGAAAGGGAGAUUCCUGAAAGCAAAAUAGAAUAAAGGAAAUACAGAGUUCAAUAAGAGGUCAAAGUCCAGGGAGAUGGAAAGAAUAAUAAUGCCAGUUUCAAGUUGGCAAAAAUAUGAAUAGCCUGCCUUGGACACUCAGACCUUAUGCAUACACUUAUAUUUUGAACCACUUUCCUUUCUCCCUUCCCUCCCUCUACUUUUCCAGCUUUUCUGUUUCUGGAACUGAGUAACUCUUGCUCAUGUCUGAUACAGGUUGAAACAAUCUCUGUCCAAAACUGAAUUAAGGACUUAAAUGCAUAGGAGUUGUUGAUUUGUCCUCACAGGGACAAAUCCAAACUUGUAUGGUAGCUGUUUCUAGAGGUGUGCACAACAGGCUCCUGCCUUUACAACUGUGAUGAUGGUUUACCUGGAUCUCUAGGUUUAUGCGACACAUCUUCUCCUUGUUCAGAUAAGACCAGGGCCACUGCAGUGCUGCUCAGUAUGCCAGUGCUUGUUUUUGCUGAUGAAUCAGUUGCAUUUCCUGAACUGAACAUGGCAGUCUUAGUUAUCUGUAAUGGUAAAUUGUGCUGCCAACAUUUGGUACUGAAGGAACAUGCUAGCAUGAGAGAUGUUGUCCUUUGACUUAGGGCACAUUCUUUCUGCCCCUUUGCAGGGCAUAGCAUCGGUGUGAAGCAGCUCACUCAGAAGUCCAACAGUGGUUGUACAAGGUGAUGUUCCAGAACACCAGUGUUUGUAACACAGACUUUGUUCAAGGAAGUUGUUGCCCUGCUUUCCUGCAGUCUGCACUUUACAACACAACUGGUUCUUUGUGUGUGGCUGUUGGAAACCUUUCAGGAGACAUUCAACUGCAGACAAAAUAUAAGGCAGGUUCAUAUUUCAUUGUAAUAUUAAAAGCCUAGGAUGCCUUGUAACUUGCUUCUAGUUUUCCAUUGUAUGUGCUUAGGGUCCUCCCCUUUUUCCUUCAGUCAUUCCUCCCCCCCCCCAAUUGAUUUUAAGCUGCUUUGAUUGUCUUCAACUGUGACUAAAGCUCAGCCAAUUGGUGUUUAGAACUGGUUCCAGCAUCAAUUCUCACUUUGAAAAACAUGACAUUUAAAACCAGCUUUUUGGUUUUCCUACAUAUAGAUCUUGAUGCUUGCUUUAAAGAUUGUUUUUGCUGCUUUCCUCUUGGAAUAGUGAGAUUUGUUUGGAUGCCACAUCCUCUUGACCUCAGAACACCUUUAUUUGAGUGCUGUGGUAACACACAGGCUGGAUUAAUAUGACAGAAUCAGUGUUAAUAGAAGAUCUUAAUACUCCCACCAGUUUCCAGUAGUAAAAGAAUGCCAGUGCUGUCUGCUGUAAGUCAGUCUAGAAAGCUGACGGUUCUGUGAAUCAACACUACAUGCCUCAGGUUUUAUUUUAGGCAUUAGAUUGUAGAUAGAGCCUAAGUUCCUUAAUCACUUAGGUGCUUUUUUUGAGUUCUUCUGUCAGUUAUGUCUUGGCAUAAUUUGGUUUUUGGCAGACGCAGAGACCUUUUCAUAGUCUUUGAGUAAAGCAUGCCUGGGUUAUCUGUCCCUUCUAAUCAAAGUUUUGAAAUUCAUGUGUUUGUUUUAAGUUAACAUAAUACAUCAUUUCUGCGGAUAUUUUUAAGCUGCUAAAGUAUAGUCCAGAUUUUUAUUUUGCUCCUAAAGGUUGUCAAUGGAGAGGAAAUAGUUGAUCACACAGUCCACCGAGGAUAGGACCAGAAUAGAGUGGGUUCCAACAAAAGGAAAAUAGAUUAAAGUUAGACAUUAGAAGGAAUCUAAUUUGAAGGAAUCCAAUUUGCAGUGAAGCAUGCUGCCUAGAGAGGUUGUGGAAUCUUCAUUCUUGAGGGAUGUCAAGACAGGUCUGGUCAGGCGUUUAUCGGAGUUAAUGUUUUUUAUAUAGGCUAGGUUGCCUCUGGAUAAGAAAUGAACAGGAUUCAAUCUGCUUUGUGUGUGUGGUUCAGUGUUAUAGUUUAGAAGGGCAAAAAAAAAAAAUGAAUUAAGAGUCACAAUUAUAUUUCUGUAAGAUAUUUGAGAUUUAUUUAAGCAGAUGGUAAUGCCAAAGCAUAUUUUAGAGAUUGAGAAAUGCACAUUGGUUUACUGGAAAUUAACUAAUUUCAUUAUCAGAACCUUCCAGGAUUUCCAUGGCUCCUUUGCUUAUUAUCCUAGCUUCCCAUAUGACGAGUGAUACUGUUUCAGCAGAGAGUAUGUAUAACUGGGAAGUAUGUGCCAGUACAUGUGAUGAGCACUUGCAGAUGAGUGUUACCAUGGACAUACAUAGCAGGAUGCCCUAAUUGGCACCAGCUUCCUGUUCAGCAUGUGCAUGGUUUCAUACACAGAAAUGAAAUCUUUGUGUCAUGUCGAAGUGGCCCAGAGUCACUCUCCUUUAAUUGCAAGCAACUUUCAACUCUUCAGUCGUGAUGUAUAAGAUGCAAUGGGGAUUCUAGAACAAACAAUACCUUAUGCACCCACUUACUCAUAUAGAUGACAUCUAGCUUUCCAGAGACUAUUUUCCCCUCACUUUGUAUGGCUUCAAUCUUUGAAUACAUCUUAUACAAGCAGAAGCUUAUAGGGAUUUUAAGAAAUAGUUGUUGCAGGUCCUUAAAAACUAUAUAUGAAACUGGGACUAGGUAUGUUCAGCCCAGGAACAAUGGGGGCUAUAUCUGGAAGACUGUCAUUCUAGUAAGUGUUGAUAAUCUUAAAUUCUAUGAUUGAUCUAUUUAAUGUCAAAGUGCCUAAUCCAUUUUAGGUUCCUAAGCCACUGAAGUACUUUUGAAUAUUUUAUGCUACAUGACCUCUGUUCUUUCCCAUGUUCUUCACUGGACAAACUAGUAUUUUCUUUUUCUCUGCUUUCUAAUGUGUAAAGCAAUGGUUAUUUGCCACAGAAGUCAAAUAAUGAUGUCAAGCUCUAGAGAUGGGUAUGUCAUUGUUUAAAUAUUGUUGUUUUCAGAGCAAAAAAAGAGCAAGGCACAGUCCGUGCAUGGGGCUAAAUACUGUUGUUGACACCAGCACAUACAACCAUGCAUGAUGCCAAAUGAAUAAACACUGCAUAAUAGA
Heteronotia binoei (common prickly gecko) is the source of this 5370-nucleotide messenger RNA. RefSeq names its product mitogen-activated protein kinase kinase 6 (gene MAP2K6). Gene Ontology annotation, molecular function: MAP kinase kinase activity; ATP binding. The record is from RefSeq and is a predicted model, not a curated record. NCBI's taxonomy places the organism in Eukaryota, Metazoa, Chordata, Lepidosauria, Squamata, Gekkonidae. Gene Ontology annotation, biological process: MAPK cascade; protein phosphorylation. Bases 328 to 1332 code for a protein of 334 amino acids. The transcript is spliced from 12 exons.